ACAUAAUGUAGAUGGAGUUCGUUUAAGAUGGCGCAGCUUUCUCUGCGUCCUCAAGCUGCACUCAGCAUCAGAGACCACAUCCACUAAAACAAGACACGGAGCUCCUGAACAUGGAGAACACGUCUUCAUGCUGACGGCUCGGAGCCUCCCGCCCGGUGCCUCCCGCACAGUCUCGUUUGCAUAGAUACCGUCCUGGCUUCCGGUCCUUUUUUUUUUGCAAAACUUGUAAGCUAUGCUUGUAAUACAAGUUAACUUUUACUUCCUUGUACACACAGAUAGAGGAACUGACCGUUUUGCGGGUGGCCUGUUGCUUUUUUGUUGUCAACACUCUACAUCCUCUCCGAGCCUCAUUUCAUGACUUUCUAAAUCAUGACCAGUUAGAACGUUGCGGGAGCAGAACACAACCCAAUUCACUAGUGAGCUGCAGAGAUGGCUCGUUCGGGGAAGCAGGGUGAGAUGACGGAGUACAAGAAGAUGCUGAUCAAACGGGACAUGGAGAUGGGCGUAGUCAUGACGGUGUUCCGGCAGAAGGCGGAGCGGCUCACCGUGCAGGUCAUCAUGGAGACCCGGCAGGUGGCGUGGACACGCACCGCAGACAAAACUGAUGGUGUCCUGGACCUGUUUGAGAUCAGAGAGGUUCGUCCAGGGAGGAACUCCAAGGACUUUGAGCGCUUUAAAGAUGGGAAGGACAAACACGAUGAAAACACCUGCUUCACAAUCUUCUACGGCUCACUGUUUGUUCUCAACACCCUCAGUCUGGGAGCUGAUUCUGUUGAGGAAGCACAGAAAUGGCUGAUAGGACUAGAGUUGCUGAGGCAGGAGACACUGGAAGCUCCGACUCCGGUUCUUAUCGAGAGUUGGCUGAGGAAGCAGAUGUAUUCUGUCAAUCAGACCAAAACACACAGCAUCUCCAUGAAGGAGCUGAAGGCUCUACUAGCUUCCAUCAACUACAAGCCCCCCAGCUCUCGUUCCAUCAAAGACAAAUUCCUGGAAGUAGGAGGAAAGAAAGACCGCCUGGACUUUGUGCAGUUUCAUAAAUUUUACAACCUUAUAAUGUUUGAACAGAAUGAGAUCCUGGAUGAGUUCAAAAAGGAAUCGUGUGCUUUUAUUUUGGGUAACACAGAUAAACCAGAUGCCUCAGCAGUUCUGCUCCUUGACUUCCAACGAUUCCUCACCUACCAGCAAAAGGAAUCCUGGGCCAGUGACCUGAACCAAGUCAGAGAGCUGAUGACCACCUUCAUCGAUGACACCAUGAGAAAAACCAAUGAUCCAGAGUUCACCGUCAGUGAGUUCCUCAGUUUCCUCUUUUCCAAAGAGAACUCUGUGUGGGAUGAGAAGUUCUCAGAGAUCAGCAACCUGGACAUGAACAACCCUCUGUCCCAUUACUGGAUCAGCUCCUCACACAACACCUACCUGACCGGUGACCAGCUUCGUAGUGAGUCGUCCACAGAAGCUUAUGUGCGCUGUCUGCGUCUGGGAUGCCGCUGUGUUGAAUUGGACUGUUGGGAAGGGCCCGGGGAGCCAAUCAUCUACCACGGCUGGACCAGGACGACCAAGAUCAAGUUUGAGGAUGUGGUCAAAGCCAUUAACGAUCACGCUUUUGUCACAUCAGAGUUCCCACUGAUCCUGUCCAUAGAGGAGCAUUGCUCUGUGGAGCAGCAGCGUCAGAUGGCUCGCAUCUUCAGAGACGUGUUUGGAGACAAACUGCUGACUGAACCUGUGGAGCAGAUGGCUGAGCAGCUACCGUCACCCACGCAGCUGAAGGGCAAAAUCAUACUCAAGCACAAGAAGCUGAGUGUGGAGGGAGGAGGAACCACCAGAGACUUCAGGAAGGGGCAGAAACAAGGAGAUCUGGAGAUCUGGGACCCUGUGGAUCAGCGGUGGAACAAGCACUACUGUGUGAUCUCUGAUGACAAGCUGUAUUAUGCAGAGGAGUAUGAGGAGGAGGAAGAAGAUCCCAGGAAGUACCAGGACAUGCACUGUUCAGAGCCAUGGUUUCACGGUCGUCUGAAGGAAGGCAGGCUGAUGGCCGAGCGACUGAUUCACGAUUACUGUGUAGAGACCAGGGGAAGAGAUGGUACCUUCCUGGUCCGACCGAGUGAUACCCAUCACACAGACCUCACCCUCUCCUUCUGGCGCAGCGGGAAGGUCCAGCACUGUCGCAUUCGCUCGGGUUCAGAGGGGGGACACACGUACUUCUACCUGACGCCAAACUUGCACUUUCCCAGCGUGUACUCUGUGAUCCAGCACUACAGAGCAAACCCGCUGCGCUGCCAAGACUUUGAACUGCGCGUCACCGACGCUGUACCGCAGCCCAACCCACACCUACAAAAAGGGUGGUUCUACAGUAACCUGAGCAGAGGUCAGGCCGAGGACUACCUGCUGAGGAUUCCUAGAGACGGAGCUUUCCUCAUCCGACAGAGAGAAGGAGAACCAAACUCUUUCGUCAUCACGUUCAGAGGUGACGGUAAGGUCAAACACUGUCGCAUCCAGAAGGAGGGCAACAUGUACCUGCUGGGCACCACAACCGAGUUUGAGAGCCUCGUGGACCUGGUCAACUACUUCAGGAAGAAGCCACUGUAUCGCAAGAUCAAGCUCCGUUACCCAGUCACCCCCGAGGUGGUGGACCACUUUAGCACAGAGAAAGACUGUGCCUCUCUGUAUGAGGUGAAGACGUACGUGGAACCCAACGAGAUCGAGCCCUCACUGCCUCAAAGUACAGUGAGGGCCGUCUACAGCUACCAGGCCAAAAAUCCGGAUGAGCACAGCUUUAGCAAAGGAGCUUUGAUACACAAUGUAUCAAAGGAGAGCAAUGGAUGGUGGAAAGGCGACUACGGUGGAAAGUUGCAGCUGUUCUUCCCAGCGAACUAUGUCGAGGAAGUGUCCAACAACACCAAACCUGACAUCAAAGGACAGGACAUGGAAGACAACCCACUAGGUGAACUAUGUCAGGGCGUGGUGGACAUCUCCAAGUGCAACAUCCAAAACUUGAAGAAUGGUAAGAACGGGAAGCCCAAUGUGUUGACCCUGCAGGACGUGGAGCAGGACAGUCUGCAGUUCGACCUGGCAGCGGGCUCUCUGGUGGAGCUGUUCGAAUGGUACCAAGUGGGCUGGGACAUUACCCAGAGAGCGAUGAGCAAGCAGUAUAACAGGGAACAAGAGAUCAGACAGCAGGAGGAAGUGGAGAAGAAGGCAGAGGUUGCCAUGGAGAUGUCGGACAUGGUGGUCUACUGUCAGCCGCGCAGCAAGGAGAAGGACCGCUUUGACUCUUACAGCUACAAGGAGAUCCGCUCCUUUGUGGAGAACAAGAUGCCAGGAAAGAGCCGCACCAAGGACUUCCUGCAGUACAAUCGCAAGUCCCUGAGUCGCAUCUACCCAAAAGGCCAGCGCGUGGAGUCCUCCAACUACGACCCUUACCCGCUGUGGGCCAUUGGGAGUCACAUGGUGGCUCUCAACUUCCAGACUGCAGAUAAAUACACCCAGUUGAACAGCGCCCUCUUCACUCUGAAUGGACGUACGGGCUACGUGCUGCAGCCGGAGCUCAUGCGCGACGAUAGCUACGAGCCUCAGCAGGAGAGGAAGAAGGUCAAGUACGACAUCGUGGUUAGGGUGAUCGCUGCCAGACACCUCCCAAAGCCCGGCCGCAGCAUCGCCAGUCCAUUCGUAGAGAUCGAGCUGUGUGGGCACACGGAAGAGAAGUUCAAGACCAUCGUCUAUCGUGACAACGGUCUGAACCCGGUGUGGAAAUCCCCGGCAGACUCGGCGGUCUUCACCGUGCUCGAGCCCGAGCUCACCUUCCUGCGCUUUGUGGUCAAUGAAGAGGACAUGUUCUCCGACCCCAACUUCCUGGCUCAGGCCACGUUUCCUGUUAAAGGCAUCCGCUCAGGUUACCGCUCUGUACCUCUGAAGAACGGUUACAGUGAAGACUUAGAGUUGGCCUCUCUGCUGGUCUACAUCAAUGUUCAACAGGCAGGGAAAGCAGAGGAGGAGCUGUACUCGUCCUCCAGCCAGCUGAAGAAAAAGCAGGCGGAGGUCGGUGGCGAGCCUUUCCUGUACGACACGCACACCAACAUCCAGCACUCCGCCGUCCCGCACCAACACAACCCGCUCACCAGAGAGGGCAGCACCGGGGAGAACCACAGGACAAAAGAUAAGAAGAUAAACAACAGUAAGUUCUACUCGUGAAGACUCGCCUGUCCAUGUCCUUCCUGCCUGAGCGGCGCAGAAAUGCCGACUACACAUCUAACAUCACCUCUAUCUGCAUACGUAAGAAAUUGUGAUCUGUGCAGUUAAUAGUUUUCCAAUUUUGAGAUGUUAUAAUUUUUCCUUUUCAUACCCAAAACGGCUUUCUAUUUAUUUAAGAUUCAAAAAAACUUGAGGCACAUUUUAAUGUAAUUUUCUGGGGUAACCUUGGAAAUGUAGGAAAUCAAUAAACUAUAAUGCAGAACCGGCUGAGGCCGGUUGAGGGAAGGUGAAUCGUGUAACUCCUUUAAAAGAGAUAAGAUGUGAGGCUGUAACAUUUCCUCUGAGGUCUCCCCACAGACAGCCAGCGUAGUGCAUUCAGUCUGACAUCAAACUGUUAAGAGGUGGACAACACUGAUACUUGGAUGAUAUUUAUUGUGUAACUGAAAUAACCUUUUCACUGCAGACUGUUCUUCUGCCGGGGAGCAUGUGUCGAAUGAAUCUUUUAUUUUGUCUUAAUUUAAAAUUCUGAUGAGUGUGAGACGACUUGAUAUGUCCCGGGACGUGGAAAUGCUGUUUUUGAUGUGUAGUUUCACCAGCGUGACAUGAUUUUCUCUGUGCGUUUGGAGGUGAGAAGUCAGAUUAGUGAAAACGGGCGAUGCAAUGAGAACUUUUCAUGUAUUUAAUUUGAAGCCAGAUGUGGUUGAUAGCUUUCCUGUAACUCCUCUGAGGCCUUCUUAUGAAUCGAGUCAAUAAAGAAUGCUUGGUUAACUUUA
Molecule: messenger RNA, 4958 nt
Organism: Anarrhichthys ocellatus (wolf-eel)
Lineage: Eukaryota; Metazoa; Chordata; Actinopteri; Perciformes; Anarhichadidae
Gene: plcg2
Product: phospholipase C, gamma 2
Exons: 33
Coding region: 430-4185 (1251 amino acids)
Biological process (GO): positive regulation of epithelial cell migration; release of sequestered calcium ion into cytosol; phosphatidylinositol metabolic process
Cellular component (GO): ruffle membrane
Molecular function (GO): protein binding; phosphatidylinositol-4,5-bisphosphate phospholipase C activity
Source: RefSeq, a predicted model, not a curated record